Oryzias melastigma (Indian medaka) is the source of this 1700-nucleotide messenger RNA. RefSeq names its product cell adhesion molecule 3. NCBI's taxonomy places the organism in Eukaryota, Metazoa, Chordata, Actinopteri, Beloniformes, Adrianichthyidae. The transcript is spliced from 5 exons. The record is from RefSeq and is a predicted model, not a curated record. Gene Ontology annotation, molecular function: integrin binding. The coding region runs from base 128 to 1171 and encodes 347 amino acids. Gene Ontology annotation, biological process: cell adhesion.
GUAAUACAUAUUUCUGAGCCGUACUUAAAUGCAUCAUCCCAAAACGUGGAAACGGAAAAACACACCUCUGCGCUUUUUCUUCGAUUUUUCUGAGCUUUAAACCGUUGUUUCCUCUUUAAGUGAAAGGAUGUGGAAACUCCUCGUGUUUAUCUUCUUAACCUUCCAAACAGUAUCCAGUCAGGGUCCUUGUGAAGUUGUGAUCAGCCCCCAACAGAGUGUGGUUAAGUUUGGAGAUCCCUUCACAGCCACCUGCAAUGCCUCAGGCAGUGAGAUUGAAGGAAUGGGUUGGGAGUCUCCACAUUUUGGCAAAUCGCUUACAGAAGGGAUUUCUUCUUUGCCACUUCAAAUCGACAAAGUGGAGGUUUGGAAAAUUGAUUUGAUGUGCUAUGCCACUCCCUCUGAUGGUGACCAGUGUACAACAGACCUAGAAGUCACGGUUUACAAAACCCCAGAUAGUGUGUCUGUAUCCGAGUCCCUUGAUGAAAUUGGCGUCAUGAGGGAGGGUCAGCCAUAUGAAAUAGAGAGUUCGAUUUUGAAUGUCGCACCAAUAAGAUACCUCUCUGUGAUUUGGUACAUUGGAAGUGUAUUUGUUUAUGAAGAACAUUUUGAGGGUUCGGAUGAUGGUCCUAUCAAUGUGUUGUCUGUCCUCAAAAUGACGGCCAAUGGAAGCCAUGAUGGAAGUGAGAUCUGGUGCACUGCUAAGCUCAACUUGCGGACAGAGGGUGGUCCUCCUUCAAGAGAAUCAGUUCAGCAUCGGUUGACUGUACUCUACACACCCGUUUGCUCUGAGCCUGCAAACGAGACGCUGGAAAUUCCUGCAAGUGGAAAUGUAACGUUAAACUGCAGCGCCAAAGGGAAUCCGAAGCCAUCGUACAGCUGGCAUUACCCUCAAAACAUGCCAAACACAGCCAUAAACGGGAACCACAGCAUCCAGACUCUGUCCUCUCCACCUCCGGGGGUCUACACUUGUACUGCCUCAAACUCCCAGGGCACCACCGUCAAAUAUUUCACUCUCAUUGAAGCCGAAAGAGAUCAAACAACCUUUGGAGUCCUGUUGGGAGUAUUUUUGACCCUUAUUUUUAUCCUAACUGUUGGCGGUGCACUUUUCUGGAGAUUUAGAGGGGGAUUUUCCUUCAAAAGCUGUCCUCCAAGAAGAUCUUCUGUUAUAUGAGGAGGAUUUGGAGUUUUGAAAAUUCUAUUUCAGCAUUCUGAGAUGUUGCGAAAAUGUUUCUGGACCUCAAAUGACGGUGUUUGUCCUGCAUGCUCUUUGUGUGUCUUUAAAAACUUUACUAACCAACAUAUGAAAUGAUAACUUAACAAUGGAGCAACUUGACAAUCAGAGCUUUAAAGUAGAACCAUGAGCCCUCUACUUUGUGGUAUUUUUUGAGGGAGAUCUCCUCAUGUUCUUUACUUUCUGUUAAUAUCUCUAUUAGUUGAAUCAAGUUGUAGAUGCCUCACUAACACACAUGACAUUGUUUUUACAACUUCUUAUCUCAUUCUCUAACAUUAUUUUCAACUCGUCGCCAGGGUUAGAGAUAAGAGCGAGAGUUUUCCAAGCCCAGAUUCAGUUAAAUUCUGAGUCACAAAUUCCAGAUUAAAGUGGAGUCUAGUUCUGUAGUUGUUUUUUUAGGUUACUAAACAGUUUUACAAAUGAGAUGGUACAGACAGAUUCUGCAUUUUGAGACAUUAUUUUGACGUCA